This is a messenger RNA of Oryzias melastigma (Indian medaka), 1823 nucleotides long. It is a transcript of the gene jund, whose product is annotated as JunD proto-oncogene, AP-1 transcription factor subunit. Gene Ontology annotation, biological process: regulation of cell population proliferation; regulation of transcription by RNA polymerase II; regulation of cell cycle. The transcript has a single exon. Gene Ontology annotation, molecular function: DNA-binding transcription factor activity, RNA polymerase II-specific; transcription factor binding; RNA polymerase II cis-regulatory region sequence-specific DNA binding. Gene Ontology annotation, cellular component: transcription regulator complex. Bases 257 to 1072 code for a protein of 271 amino acids. The record is from RefSeq and is a predicted model, not a curated record. Lineage: Eukaryota; Metazoa; Chordata; Actinopteri; Beloniformes; Adrianichthyidae.
CAGAAAACGUAAUUUCUGCCCAUCCCGCCGCGUGCUCUGACGUGACAUUAUGGAAUGUUGAAGUCUAAAAGAGCUCGAGGCGGUGUGCGCGAGCGAACAUUCUGACUCAACCGUGGAGCGCGGAGCUGCCAGCACUGAGAACAGUUGUUAACAGCGUCGUUUUAACGCCUUUUCCUCGCGCUGGGGUUAUGGGCCGGGCAUUUUUCUGAGGGAGUGUCGAACAGCCCGUUUUCCUACAAUCGUUUUACCCACGGAAAUGAUGAAGAAAGACAUUAACCUGAGCCUUACGGACAAUUCUGACCUAAAACCGCACAUUCGAGACGUUGACAGCAUCCUGAGCUCCACAGAUUUGGGGCUGCUUAAGCUGGCCUCUCCCGAGCUGGAGAGACUCAUCAUCCAGUCCAACGGAAUGGUAACGACGACGCCGACCAGCUCCCAGUUCCUGUACCCGAAGACGGUGACGGACGAGCAGGAAUUCGCCGAGGGCUUCGUGAAGGCGCUGGAGGAUCUCCACAAGCAGAACCAGCUGAACGGAGGCGGCCAGACGAACGGCAGCCUGGAUCUGGGUGCUAACAUCGUUCCGGCCGACCUGCCGGUGUACACCAACCUGAACAGCUACGGCGGCAGCGGCCCGCUGGGAACCACCGUCAACUACUCCACGGACACCGUCCCCUUCCCGCCUCCCCCGCCGCAUCACCUGGGGGCAGCCCCGCCGCCGCAGCCGGAGCUCUCCCGGGUCCAGCCGCUGAAGGAGGAGCCGCAGACGGUCCCCGACGUGCAGAGUUUCGGGGAGAGCCCCCCGCUGUCCCCCAUCGACAUGGACUCACAAGAGCGGAUCAAAGCCGAGAGGAAGAGACUCAGGAACCGGAUCGCAGCCUCCAAGUGUCGGAAGCGCAAGCUGGAGCGGAUCUCCAGGCUGGAGGACAAGGUCAAGACGCUGAAGACCCAGAACACCGACCUGGCGUCCACGGCCAGCCUGCUGCGGGAGCAAGUGGCCCAGCUGAAGCAGAAGGUCCUCAGCCACGUCAACAGCGGCUGCCAGCUGCUGCCCCACGAAGUCCAAGUGCACUAAGAGACGCCCCGGAGGCUGCUGACCAGCACAUAAGCUUCAUGGACUUAGUCCGUGCUGGACUCUGUAGCCUUGUAGGCCAGAUGGACUGUUCACAACCCAGAUCUGGGUUUCAAGAUGUAAGCUUUGGUAGCAAUUCCCACUAUUCCAUCCAUCCAGUCCAAAUUGAAAUUGUAAUUAUUGAUCACCAGCUGAUUGGAUAGACAAUUAGGCCCAUAUUCGACCCUAGAAAUCUUCUACCUCUUAUAUGUGUUUACUGAUAAAAUGCAUCCAAUGAACUGAAGCUAUAAGAUCAUGAUUUUUUUUUUCUCCAGUAAAAAUGUUUACUGACUCUCUGGACCAAACACAUCAAUGUGCACCAGAACACCCCCACAUUUGAUAUAUAAAAUGAUCUAUAUACAGCAUUUAUGAUAUUUAUUGCAUUUCUGUACGGAACAGCUUGCAUGUUGCUGACAAACUCGAAUGUUGCCCUUGGCUUGGUGCCACCGGGGACAGUUUUACCAGUGUUUUUAUUUUUAUUUUCCACCUUAACAUAUGUGUAUUUAUCUUUUUACUAUUUUUUUACUGUGUUUAUGUCAGUGUAUUUUCUUUUUUUAACAUUCAGUUGUAACCCGUUUGUUUGUUGCACUGACUCGGUCAAGUGUGACUUGACUUCAUGCCAUCAUGUUCUGAAUUAAAUGCUGCUCUGCCAUAAAACCCAGUUUGCUUGCAACCUGAUUAUUCCAAAACCAAUAAAUUCUCAUCUAAACAUCAA